AUGAGGCCUGUGAUCCUGUUGCAGGCGCAAUUGCGCACCGCGCUUCCCCGGAGCGUGCGGAGAGACCUCAACAACAGGUUGUUUACUCGAUUGAAGACUACCCAAAGCCCUAUGCAGCAAUCGAAGAGCGAAGUCCCCUUUAUCAAGCGGAAAGAGCAUGUUGCGCCUCGGAAUCCACAGCCCUCCGCCACCGCGCAUGCGAAAGCGACGUUCCGAAGAGGGCCACCGGAAAAGAUCCUCAUCUACCAUGCCGGGACAGGCAGGACGGUCAUAUUGGGAGCAUUGAAGAUCACCACGGUCUUCCUCGUCGGGGCGUCUUGCCUGAUUCUUGCCCCUGCUUUCGCAAUCGACGAAUAUCCCUGGUAUUGGGCUCCAGCUAUCUCCGCGGCUAGCACGAUCCCCAUGAUAUUUGUGAUGUACACGUCUGCUCCGUUCGUCAACUUCAUUCAUAUCGCGCUACCGGUCUUCGCCCGCCGCUCGCGCGAAACAGCCCUCGAGUACGCCAAGAACCUGCCGCCCACGGCCACCCUAUAUAUAAACACUAUGAAGGUGACGACGGUUCCCAAGCUCACAGAAGUGCGGCUGGGUGAUCUGGUCGCAAGCAAAUCUCUUUUGCGGCCCGUCAGCUUUGCCAACAAAAACCCGGUUCCUCGUCCAUGGUGGAAAGGACGGACUCUGAGUCAGUUUUACGCUGCUGGCAAAAGCCACCAGGGAAAACAGGCGUCAGGCUUCUUCCCUGAAGUGUGGGAGCAUGUGUACAAGCAGAUCCAGAGUAAUGGACAAUUGAAGAAACAUUGA
Aspergillus heteromorphus CBS 117.55 is the source of this 798-nucleotide messenger RNA. RefSeq lists its product as uncharacterized. The transcript is spliced from 3 exons. The coding region runs from base 1 to 798 and encodes 265 amino acids. NCBI's taxonomy places the organism in Eukaryota, Fungi, Ascomycota, Eurotiomycetes, Eurotiales, Aspergillaceae. The record is from RefSeq and is a predicted model, not a curated record.